AUGGUAAUUUUAGUAAGGCUUGUGGUUACGCUCCAUGAGCCAAUGUGCAAUCAGGAAUCCGCCCACUUCAGGAAUCAACCGAGCCGAUGGACCAAUGGAAUGACAAAGAUUAGAUAUGACCGAGUUGAAGGACCAAUCAGAAACAGAGGAGUAACACGCUACUCUACACUGACCACUGACACCGUCUACUACUGCUGGAAUUCUGACGGAGGAGGAACUACCAAAAUGUUUCUUCGCGCUUUAGAAAUUAUAUUUUUCUUUUACUUUUUGUCCCACAUUCCAAUUACUCUCAUGGUUGAUCUUCAGCCUUUGCUUCCUGAACAUUUGUAUCCUUCCAAGCUGAAAACCCUAUUGCACUGGUAUGCUGCUGAAUUCAAGGAUCCGAUGAUGAUGGACCCGCCUGUGUGGUUCAAAUCUUUUGUAUUCUGCGAGGCUCUCGUUCAGUUGCCAUUUUUCCCAAUUGCAGCAUACGCCUUCAUGAAGGGUGGAUGCAAAUGGAUCAGGACACCAGCAAUCAUUUAUUCUGUUCAUGUGGCCACCACUUUAAUCCCUAUUUUAAGUCACGUCCUUUUUAAUAACUUUCCUCUGGCGCCACAUCCGGGACCCCAAACUCUUCAAGAACGUCUGACCCUGGUGUCCAUUUAUGCUCCGUACCUUAUCAUCCCUGUCAUGAUACUGUUCACCAUGCUCUUCAGCUCAACAUAUAACACAACCUCUUUGAAAGGAAACGCUUCCUCAAAGUCCAAGAAACAAAGAUAGAUACAGU
This is a messenger RNA of Sinocyclocheilus grahami, 766 nucleotides long. Its product is annotated as transmembrane protein 97-like. Gene Ontology annotation, cellular component: endoplasmic reticulum. The record is from RefSeq and is a predicted model, not a curated record. NCBI's taxonomy places the organism in Eukaryota, Metazoa, Chordata, Actinopteri, Cypriniformes, Cyprinidae.